Messenger RNA from Dipodomys ordii (Ord's kangaroo rat), 1617 nucleotides. RefSeq names its product synaptotagmin IX (gene Syt9). Gene Ontology annotation, biological process: cellular response to calcium ion; calcium-ion regulated exocytosis; regulation of calcium ion-dependent exocytosis. The transcript has 6 exons. The coding region runs from base 76 to 1617 and encodes 513 amino acids. The record is from RefSeq and is a predicted model, not a curated record. Gene Ontology annotation, cellular component: dense core granule; membrane. Gene Ontology annotation, molecular function: clathrin binding; SNARE binding; calcium ion binding. NCBI's taxonomy places the organism in Eukaryota, Metazoa, Chordata, Mammalia, Rodentia, Heteromyidae.
CGGCUGUGAGCUGGCAGGCGGAGGGCUGUCUCCCGCGCCCGCCUGCCCGGCGCGGUCCGAGGAUGCGGGGGGGCGAUGCCCGGGGCCAGGGACGCGCUCUGUCACCAAGCGCUGCAGCUGCUGGCCGAGCUCUGUGCCCGCGGGGCCCUGGAGCACGACAGCUGCCAAGAUUUCAUCUACCACCUGCGGGACCGUGCGAGACCUCGGCUCCGCGACCCAGAUAUCUCAGUGAGCCUGCUAACCCUCAUAGUCACUGCCUGUGGUCUCGCCCUCUUUGGCGUAUCUCUCUUCGUGUCUUGGAAACUCUGCUGGGUUCCAUGGCGAGAACGAGGCUUGUUCUCUGGUAGCAAAGACAACCAGGAGCCUCUAAACUGCACAGACACAGAGACCAAUGAACAGGAGAACAGUGAGGACUUCCUAGACCCACCCACGCCCUGCCCUGACUCCUCCAUGAAGAUCAGCCACACCUCCCCUGACAUUCCCCUCUCCACUCAGCCGGGAGUCCAGGAGAAUUGUGCCCAUGGCGUCCGGGUGCAGCGCCAAGUCACAGAGCCAACAUCGUCGGCUCGGCAUAAUUCAAUCCGAAGACAACUCAACCUGUCAAACCCGGACUUCAAUAUCCAGCAACUUCAAAAACAGGAGCAGUUGACUGGAAUUGGUAGAAUUAAACCAGAGUUAUAUAAGCAGAGGUCCUUGGAUAAUGAUGACGGGAGAAGGAAUAACAGCAAAGCUUGUGGGAAACUGAACUUCAUUUUAAAAUAUGACUGCGACUUAGAACAGCUCAUAGUAAAGAUUCACAAAGCUGUCAAUUUGCCCGCCAAGGAUUUUUCUGGAACUUCAGAUCCUUACGUCAAGAUCUACUUACUUCCUGAUCGGAAAACAAAACACCAGACUAAAGUUCACAGAAAGACCCUGAACCCGGUGUUUGAUGAAGUAUUUUUAUUUCCAGUUCCCUACAAUGACCUUGAAGCUCGGAAGCUUCACUUUUCUGUAUAUGACUUUGACAGGUUCUCUCGCCAUGACUUAAUCGGCCAAGUGGUGGUGGAUCAUUUCCUGGACUUGGCCGAUUUCCCCAGGGAGUGCAUCCUCUGGAAGGAUAUCGAGUAUGUCACCAAUGACAAUGUGGAUCUUGGAGAGCUGAUGUUUUCCCUCUGCUACCUUCCCACGGCUGGCAGGCUGACCAUUACCAUUAUAAAAGCAAGGAAUUUAAAGGCAAUGGACAUAACAGGGGCAUCAGAUCCUUACGUGAAAGUCUCCCUGAUGUGUGAUGGCAGGAGACUGAAGAAGAGAAAAACGUCCACCAAGAGGAACACGCUGAAUCCUGUUUACAACGAAGCCAUAGUCUUUGAUGUCCCUCCCGAGAAUAUUGACCAAAUCCAUUUAUCCAUUGCUGUCAUGGACUAUGACCGUGUAGGUCACAAUGAGAUCAUCGGCGUGUGUCAAGUAGGCAACGAAGCUGAGAGGCUGGGCAGAGAGCACUGGAGUGAAAUGCUGUCCUAUCCCAGGAAGCCUAUUGCACACUGGCACUCCCUAGUGGAGGUAAGAGCUACCCCCCUGUGCUUUACAUUGCAGAACAGUAAAUGCCUUGUGGAAUUGCAAAGACCCCAGCCUGCAUGA